UUCUUAUACCGUUCCCCAUAUACACUUGACAAACCAUGCGAUUAUUGUUCAACAACACCCGAAGAACUCAACAUGAUCUACGGAUUCUCUCUGGUUCUCCUCCUCUUAUGUGCCUUCUCGGAAGCACAGAUGCACGGCGAGGCUCGCUCUAUGACUGCGAUGUUCGGGAAGAUCAAAAGUGGCCUUCAGAUGGCCGGAAAAUUCCUCGGAAUCGACACCGCCAAAGGGGUAGCCGACCUAGUGAGCGAAGCUUUUGGAAAACAUAACCGGAGAAAAGGCGACGAAGCUGAUGCAGGUGGAAACAUAUUUUCCGGAUUUUUAAGGAUGCUCGGAUUUGACGCCAAGAGGAUCGGAGCUAUAGCCGUCAAUUCUAUGGUUUUCGUGGCGCAACUGAUCGGAAAAUCUCUAGCAAGAUCCAAACCAUUUCUCAGUUCAGAAGUGAAAAAUCUUCCAAUCGGCUCUCCUUUGGACUGGAUAAGAGAAAAACCCGAGAUAAAAUCAAAAAUGUCGUAUAUGACUAAUCCAGACUUGCCAAAUGAUAUAGUGGAGUACAUAAAGGAACGAUCUUUAGAUGAAAAUACAGACUGUAUACAAUUGCUAAUCUGCAAAACUGCACCUUUUAUUUGGGGUAUGCAGAAGUCUUUAAAAGACGAGAACUCAAAAGUGAGUGGUAUCGCUGCUCUUUUUCAGUACUUACCUACCAGUGAAGAAUUUUUGAGUAAUGGUGACAGGUGCGAAAAGUUACAUCCAUACUGUUUCCUAGAUAUUUACUGAUUUAAAUAAACUAUUUUUAGAAGA
Molecule: messenger RNA, 798 nt
Organism: Harmonia axyridis
Lineage: Eukaryota; Metazoa; Arthropoda; Insecta; Coleoptera; Coccinellidae
Exons: 2
Coding region: 73-774 (233 amino acids)
Source: RefSeq, a predicted model, not a curated record